CACCACGUAUAAUUUGGUCGGUUCGUCCCCACCGGACUCCAAAAGUACCAUCCCUGAUUCCCGUCACACCUUUUCCGAACACACGCUCAUCACUAUCAGCACGGUGUACACUCUCCCAUGGCCGUCUCUUCGCUUCGUUUCCCGCUCUGUCCAUUCCUCAUUAAAAACCCAAACCCAAGCUUCAGACUUUUCGGAAUCCCAACAUCACCCUUCAGACCAUACUGCUCUUCUUCGUCUUCGUCUUCGUCUUCCUAUUCCGCGUCUCCAUCCUCCGCCCACACAUGGGAAUCUAUCCACAAAAAGAAGGUAGUCUUGCGGGUUGGGUAUGUUGGGACCGAUUACAGAGGUCUGCAAAUGCAGCGAGAUGAACACUCAUUAUCCACUAUUGAAGAAGAAUUGGAGACGGCCAUUUUUAAGGCCGGUGGGAUUCGUGAUAGUAAUUUUGGGAAUCUCCACAAAAUUGCAUGGGCGAGAAGUAGCCGUACGGAUAAAGGAGUUCACUCGUUGGCAACAACAAUAUCCUUGAAAAUGGAAAUCCCUGAAAAUGCAUGGAAAGAAGACCCUUGUGGCAUGGCUCUUGCAAAUCACAUAAACUAUUAUCUUCCCAAAAAUAUUAAAGUCUUUAGCAUUUUACCCUCACAGAGGAGAUUUGAUCCUAGGAGGGAAUGUAAUCUCCGGAAGUAUUCUUAUCUUCUUCCUGCUGAAAUCAUUGGAAUUAAAAGUUACUUUAGCACAACUGAAGUUGAUCAUCAUCUGUUGGACUUAAACAAUAUAUUGAAUGCUUUUGAGGGAGAACAUCCCUUCCACAAUUAUACAGUACGGUCCAAGUACAGAAAACGGUUUCCUACUAAACAAUCACAUGGAAAUGGCAGUGUUCCCAGAAGAGCAAAAGCAUCUGGUGAGGCAGCCUCUGCGAUCGACGGAAGUGAUGGAGAGGAUGAUUUUCAGAGUGAUGGAGCGAUUGCAUUAGAUGUUGAGAGGAUGAGCAAAAACUCUUUAGAAUCCAGUGUUUCCCAUGAACUUCUAGCUGACACUUGCAAUAAGCACGAAAAUGAUCUGAAGUCCCACACCACCAAUUUAGUUGUCCAUGCAAGAUGGCUACAUGAACCUGAUGAGAUGGACAGGAUAGGUGCUUCCCACUUUAGAAAGAUCUUUCACUGUUCUUGUGGAAAGCUGGAGAAAUCACUUGGAUUUCCUUAUGUCGAGCUUUCUAUAUGGGGAGAAUCAUUCAUGUUACAUCAAAUCCGCAAAAUGGUUGGGACUGCUGUGGCUGUAAAGCGCAACUUACUUCCUAGAGAUAUUCUAACUUUGUCGCUUUCCAAGUUCUCACGGAUCAUUCUACCCCUUGCCCCAUCCGAAGUGUUGAUUUUGAGAGGAAAUAGUUUUUCUCUGAGCAAAAGACCGGGAGAUGCAAUGAGGCCUGAAAUGCUAGCGAUAGUUGAAUCAGAAGAAAUUUUGAAGGCAGUUGAUGAUUUCUACACCUCUAUAAUGUUUCCUGAAGUUUCCAACUUACUGGAUCCUUUGGGUUCUCCUUGGAAAGAAUGGGUUGAAAAAUUGGACGAGCAUACAAGCAUCCCUGAUGCAGAAUUGGAUGAAGUCAGGAAAGCUUGGAAAUUGUGGAAGGAAAAGUUUCGGAGUAAUGCCACAGUUGCAUCAGUCAUAAACCAAUGAGACUAAGCCAUGAUCUUUUGAGAUAUAGCUAUGCUUGCUACCCGCUAUAUAUGCUAUACUUGUAUUGGCUGAUGAUUGGAUGUGUCCAGAGCAUGGAAGUUUUAGUAUUGCAAAUCAAGGCAUGUAAGAAGACUUGGAAAGAAGUUUAAGAGGAAAAUAGCCUUCGGUAGCAAGCAUCUGGAUUGGCAAGGUGUUGGAGCAACUGUCGUACAUUUUUUUCCUGCGGAUCGGCAAGGUAUUGUUUCCUUGGGACUUGUUGCCAGCAAAUGCAAAAGUUCAUAUCCAAUCCGGAAUCAAUUAUUACAAUCCCAAUAAAUUCAAACUUAUGACAAACAAUAAUAGUAACUUUAGAAAAUCAUUCGGGAGGAAUAGUAUGAUGGAUUAAACAAAUCUGAUUGUUGUCAGAAUGAGUAACUUCCUUUUGACCAGAAUCAGAAUCAUCAUUUUGUUGCUC
Molecule: messenger RNA, 2125 nt
Organism: Juglans regia (Persian walnut)
Lineage: Eukaryota; Viridiplantae; Streptophyta; Magnoliopsida; Fagales; Juglandaceae
Product: putative tRNA pseudouridine synthase
Exons: 8
Coding region: 118-1671 (517 amino acids)
Biological process (GO): tRNA pseudouridine synthesis; mRNA pseudouridine synthesis
Cellular component (GO): nucleus
Molecular function (GO): pseudouridine synthase activity; RNA binding
Source: RefSeq, a predicted model, not a curated record